AUGAUUUGGCAGAUUUAUGGAGCUUCAGUAGGUAAUUAGAAUAAGAAAUUGAAAAGCUCUUUGUGGGAUUGCUGCAUAUGGAAGUUAUAAAAUAAAUGAAGCAAAAUAGUUUAAAGAAUUAUAUCCUAACACUCUCCCUGAUAAAAGAUAAUAUUUGCUUUAAUAACAUUAGAAUGCCGCUGAUGUUUAUGAUCUAACAUUUGAUUCUUACGAGUAAACAAACAAAAUUAUAUGAAAAACUUUAAUAGUAGGCAUCAUAUCGUAAAACAUUGAUUAAAACAUGUUUAGAAGAUUUUAGAAACAGGUGUUGGUACAUCUAGAAAUCUUAAACAUUAUCAGUGAUUUAACAGCUGUAGAUUAGAGGUGGCAUUAUUAAAAUUUACAUCAAACAUUAAUAUAUUUUAUACAUUGGAAGAUGUUAAAAAUAUGAGUUUCAAAGAUAAUACAUUCGAAUAUUCAACACUGUCUUAGACACUUUUGGUUUGGAAUAUUAUUUAAACCCUGAAAAGGUAAUUUCUGAGAUGAAGAGAGUUUAUAAACCAGGUAAAAUUAAUUGGAAUAGAUAAGGUGGUAAAAUAUUUACUACUUACAACUGGUAGAUGUAACUAUGA
This is a messenger RNA of Paramecium sonneborni, 611 nucleotides long. Lineage: Eukaryota; Ciliophora; Oligohymenophorea; Peniculida; Parameciidae. The record is from the annotation of a GenBank genome assembly.